CCUUUUGCGACCAUCGCUGAAGCGCUAGCGGCCGAAAUGAAGUUCAAUCCCUUUGUGAUUUCUGACCGAAGCAAGAACCAGAAAAGACAUUUCAACGCGCCUUCCCACAUUCGCAGGAAGAUUAUGUCUUCCCCUCUUUCUAAAGAGCUGAGACAGAAGUACAAUGUCCGAUCCAUGCCCGUCUGAAAGGAUGAUGAAGUUCAGGUGGUAGGAGGGCACUACAAAGGGCAGCAAAUUGGCAAAGUAGUCCAGGUUUACAGGAAGAAAUAUGUCAUCUACACUGAACGAGUGCAGCGGAAGAAGGCUAAUGGCACGACUGUCCACGUGGGCAUUCACCCCAGCAAGGUGGUUAUCACCAGACUAAAGCUGGAUAAAGACCGCAGAAAGAUCCUCAAACGUAAAGCCAAAUCUCGCCAAGUAGGAAAGGAAAAGGGCAAAUAUAAGGAAGAAACAAUUGAGAAGAUGCAGGAAUGA
Molecule: messenger RNA, 474 nt
Organism: Lagenorhynchus albirostris (white-beaked dolphin)
Lineage: Eukaryota; Metazoa; Chordata; Mammalia; Artiodactyla; Delphinidae
Product: large ribosomal subunit protein uL24-like
Exons: 1
Biological process (GO): ribosomal large subunit biogenesis; cytoplasmic translation
Cellular component (GO): cytosolic large ribosomal subunit; ribosome
Molecular function (GO): RNA binding; structural constituent of ribosome
Source: RefSeq, a predicted model, not a curated record